Molecule: messenger RNA, 3289 nt
Organism: Strongylocentrotus purpuratus (purple sea urchin)
Lineage: Eukaryota; Metazoa; Echinodermata; Echinoidea; Camarodonta; Strongylocentrotidae
Gene: ttc23
Product: tetratricopeptide repeat protein 23
Exons: 13
Coding region: 100-1656 (518 amino acids)
Molecular function (GO): protein binding
Source: RefSeq, a predicted model, not a curated record
GACACCCCAAAGACCAAUGGAAUUUGGUGGAUUCUUGUUUCAAAGAGCGAGCUCAAGGCGUUUCGUUGCUAGGAUACCUUGGAAAAUCUGAGUGACAACAUGAGUUCAGAUGAUUCUUUUUUCUCUGAUGGAAAGCGAUCUGAUCAAAGUUCUUUGUCGGACCAUGAAGAUAAACCAGAUAUUGGAGGUUUAGGGCUGAAGAUUGUGGAUAUACCAACAGGCAGCCAAGCCUCUAGGAGUAGGAGAUCACACCGUAGUUCCUCAGGAUCAGAGCAAGAUUAUUCCGAUGAUGGCACACAGCUAUCAACACAACGCACCAGGGAGACGCCUUCGCCGAGAAGGAGAAGAAGAAAGAAACGUACCGUUGUAACGCUCAAAGAUGGUUCCGUUCUCGAUCUCACACCUCCUGAAGAGUUGCUACCCGAGUGUGAACGCAAGGCACGUUACUAUACCAGCAAGAAAGAGACUGACAAAGCAAUCAAGGAGUGGUCUCGAUACAUAGCCCUUUGUCGACUGGUACAUGGGUUGGAACAUUGGAAGCUUGCUGAGGGAUAUGUGUUCCUGGCUCAUGCCUAUCUCAUGCUCAGAGGUUUACCCACACAAGCACAGGCCCAUUCUGAGACUGCAAGGACCAUCAUGCUCAAUGGACUUCAUACCUCAGAGUCAGAUGAAUCUAAGAGCCAACUGAUGGGAACACUGCUCCUCAUGUACUAUGUACUCGGAAGAGCCCUCACAUUACUCAAGAAGUAUCAGGAGGCUGAGCAGAAUCUGGUGAAAGCGGAGAGGGUUUCUCAAGAACUUUCAAAGCUGUCAGGAGAAAGGGAAUCAUCAAGAAGAGUGCAGCUGGACAUUGACAUUGCAAUCGCUCUAGCCAAGUUGUAUGCCAAACAACAGAAGCAUGCUCUAGGGUCUGGGUUCUAUGAGAAAGCAAUCCAACUCACAGAGGAAGAGUAUGGCAAUGACAGUCCAGACCUGAUACCCAUCUAUCAAGACUUGGGAAGAUUAGAACAAAGCAAGAAGGAACAUGCCAACCAAGACAAGGCAACAGAGCAUUUUUUGCAGGCACAUUCCAUUGCUGUGGCAAGGUAUAGCGGACAGAGUGAGGAGGUAGCUGAGACAGCUCACGCCCUGGCCCUGGCUUAUUCAGAAUCAGCCACUGCAGAAGCAGAAACUGCUGCUGAGCAAUACCUGAAUGAGAGUCUAGGGAUUAGACAGGUCCUAUUUGGUCCUCAUCAUGCUAAGACAAUAUCUACUCAGGAUGACUUAUGCAGGCUUCUCAUACGCACAGACAGGACGGAUGAGGCAGUUUCUCUACUGCGGACCUUGAUUACCUCGAAGAGCGCCACCUUUGGUGACCUGAGUGCAGAGGUCGGAGAAGCUUACAAGCUCUAUGGAUCGAUACUCAUGUCUCAGGGCCAACUCGAGAAGGCACUCAAAUUCUUCAAGAAGAGUUACAAUAUUGAGAGUACUGUCUAUGGACCUGGUCAUAAGAAGGCUAAAGCCACUCAACAGACUAUUGAUAUGCUGCUACAAUCUCCAAUGCUGGCUGCCAAAGAAGGCCAAACCAGGGCGGGGCAACUCAAGAGCCGACCAAGGUUUAAUGCCACGGUGGGGAAAACUGCACCAUCUGGUGGAAUCAAGUCUGCAUGGGACUGAGAGUGAGAGUGUUGAUCUACCGGUUUAGAGCCCACCUCAGAGCUGCCAACCAGUACGAUUUAUUUGUAUUUCGUACAAUAUUUGGAAAUGAAUAUGACAAUAUUUAGAAGUAAAUACAACAUUUUUUUCAUUAAAAUACAACUUAUGGGAUUCAAGAAUACAGUUUUUGAAAUCCAGUGGUUGGCAGGUCUGCCUCCUGGAAGCCAGUAAAUCAUCAUUUCUUCUCCUCAGUCCUGUUUCGACAAUGGAAAUUUGUGUUCAAUAAGGACAUUGGAACCACAGAAUAUCUUUGUUAUAUCAGGUAUCUUGUUUUAUCAAAGCUAUUUAUAAUAAGUUCCCCCUGUUCAUGAAUUUGCAAUUCAAAGUAGGCCUUAUUCACAGUACCUUUUGCUGAAAUGUUUUUUAUUUUACCAAUUGAAUUAGAUCACAUAGGCUUGAUUAUUUUGUCACUGCCAAAACUUUCACUUCACAAGUUAUCCUGUUUAUAAAGCUAAUAAACUCAUAAGCAAAAAUGAUUAGUAUCUUAAAGACAUCUGUAGGUUACCAAGAUGUUUAUAAUUGUAUAAAAGUUAUUAGAGAACUUUUCCCCAAAGUAUACAGUUAUACCAAAAUCAUGGUUUUGGGAUCAGUUGAUCCCUUCAGUGGGAUAUGGUACAGUAAGACAAUAAAAUAAUCAGGGAUAUUAGAAGUAAAUGUUUGUGUAAUUACAAGGUAUAUACACCCACAUGUAUGAUGUUCAAAUAAGCAAGGUAUUGUAUCGAAUUUAGGAUUGUUCUUUGUUUUAUUCUGUUUUAUAUUGCUUGAUGUAUUCAUAGACAUGUGCAAUGUAGUAAUUAUUAUGAAGUGCAACAACUUCAUGAAGUUAUUGUUGCUGAUUUGUAGAUGGGUGAGAACUUAAGUCUAACUUUGUUAAGUUUACCUUGUUACUGCCUUUCAUAUGCAGCAUAUGCAGUAUGUAUAAUGUACUUUAAAGUGGGUUUGUCAAUUUGUGUCAGUUGUAAUGUACAUUAAAGUGGGCAUGUGAAUUUGUCUCCGUUGUAAAAAUAGAGAAAGAAGGUAGGAUUAGGGUAUGUUUGAUUUGUAUGCUUAUAUUUAUGACAAUUCUCUUGUAUAAAUUUCAUCAAAUAUUUGUUUGUUUCCUUUGUGUAAACUGCCUGUUGUCAUAUUUGUAAGUGUGAAAGAAGAACAUGAAAUAAUCUUGAACAACAUUGGGAAGCUUAUUGGAAGCAGUGUAAAUCUUAAGAAUGGACCUCAAUAUAUAUAUAUAUAUGUACACAAAUGUUUUUCUUAAUAUUUAAAAAAAGAAAGAAGCUAAUUGGCAUUAGCUUCCUCUGGAUAUCAUCUCCAAUUAGAGUACUCUCAAAGUUCUCAUUUGGAAAACUUACUAUCAUUCCAAAAUGUAUUUUGAUUAAGCACCUUUUCCUAGCAGUCAUGCUUGGGCGACUCUGAAAUUGCUUGAUGUUAUGGGGACAUGCUACAGAGUACUACACAUCUUUGUUGAUCCAUGUUUGUAUAAAAUUUGUAUAUAAAUGUAUGACCAUGACCAUACCCUUUGUCUUUCAUUUUCAGUAGAAUCUUGUGCAACUCUUUCAUGUGAACAUGUUUUGUAGCAAUAAAAUUGUAUGAAUUCUAA